UCUGACGCGCUGUGCUGGGGGCGUGUCCGUGCUGCCAGCUGAGUUUAUUUAGCCCAACAAUAUCCUGCUAUCAACUUUACAGGGAAGCUGUCUCCUUACGUUGACCGAAGAUGAAUUUUGCCAAAAAGUUUCUCAGUGGCGUCAUUGAUGUUGUCAGCAACAUCGACCCAGCCCAGUUCAUCCCCUCUGAACCUCCUCCCCCCCGCAGGCCUGCUGUAUAUGCAGAGCAGCACGAGAACGAUGAGGAGAAGCAGUUCCGCCGAGUCUUCCAGCAGCUUGCUGGAGAAGACAUGGAAGUAAGCCCAUGUGAGCUGAUGAACAUCAUGAACAGAAUCAUUUCAAAACAUGGAGACCUGAAGACGGAUGGUUUCAGUAUUGAGUCGUGUAGAAGCAUGGUGGCCGUCAUGGAUAGUGACAGCACUGGAAAACUCGGCUUUCAUGAAUUCAAACACCUCUGGAACAAUGUCAAGAAAUGGCAGGGCGUGUACAAGUCCUAUGACGCAGAUGGCUCCGGUGUCAUCGGUGCAGAUGAGUUGCCCAGCGCUUUCACAGCUGCAGGCUUCCCCCUCAACGACUACCUGUUCAACAUGAUCAUUCGCAGAUACAGCGAUGAAGGUGGGAACAUGGAUUUUGACAACUACAUUGGCUGCCUUGUGAGGCUGGAUGCCAUGUGCCGUGCCUUCAAAACCCUGGAUAAAGAUAACAGUGGGACAAUCAAAGUCAAUGUUCAAGAGUGGCUUCAGUUGACCAUGUACUCUUGAGUCCAGAUGCCGCUCUCCUGCUUGUUUUAUGGAACCACUUUUUUUUCCUUCUACACAGUACAACACAUUUUCGAAACCAUCCCUACUAACCUGUUUUUUUUCUUUCUCAGAAACCCCCCCCCCCCUGCACAGGUGUCCUUUGAAUGUUAAUGGCAUGCAAGUGUUGUGUUCACUGUCCCAUUAUACAUUCAAAAGACAGAAUUUGCCAGUAUUUGUAUUGUUACUGCAACCGAGAGUUGGUAUUAGUUUUACAUAGUGUAUGUUAUGCUGCGUUCCACUGCGUGCUAUGGCUCAACUUGCUCGGUUUUGGUUUUCCAUUUUGAUCAGCAGUGGAUAGUACCUGGUUCAUGGUAUUUCUUUUUAUCAGCACCUCAGCCAAGAUUCCAAGCGGUGUUAAAAUGCUGCAGACCACUUAUCUGUCAGGGAGAAUCAUCAAAGGUGCAUCGUGUCCUUUACAAUUGGCAUAGUGUAGACGGUCCUCUGUGCGGUUGCUGUUGAAAGGAUUGUUGUAGCCGUUCCAUACAGUAGGAACGCAGCUUUAAAAGGAUCUGUAACACUCGUUUUAUUUUGAGCCUGUCAAAUGCUAAAUUGCUGGGAUAAAAUGGCCUUGCAUCCUAAGCUGUGACUUAUUUGGCCAUGUUUUUUGUUUCAACGACCACCUACAAAGAAGUUUCCAUCUUUCCCAGAUAAUAUCCCUGUAAGAACAGUCUGGGUGUGUAUAGACUGCUCAAUUGGCAUCUUCAUCUCUGCUGUUUUUUUUACACUUAGCGUUAAUAUCACUGCAUGAAGCUUUGUGACGUCAGAGACAAUUCUAAGAAAAAGCUCCAACCAAUUUCACCCAGAACAGAGGACUACCCAACCCUUCACACUAAGUGAAAACAUCUGUGAGGAUGUGCAGGGCCUUUAAGUUUAUUAUGGCAAACCAUAAAUCAUUCAGAGCUGCAAACGACUACUAGCUAUGUAAAGAUAGUGUAUAGUUUUGUCUACCUGGGCAGAGAAUGAGGUCACUCCACUCAGUGUUGAAAUCCUAGUGUCUCUGUGCUUUGUUUACUGAGUUAGUUUCCGCAUGCAUGCAAGUCUCUGUGUUCACUGGCUAGCUAAUGUCUGCCGCUGUGCAAUGUGCUAACACAGCACUUGUAGCUCAUGACACCUCUGCUAACACCUAUAAUGCCACUUAAAGUUCAAACAGGGAAUAAACCUAUGUUCAGUUAUUGUGGCUGAGUAGACCUCUAAACAGGUUGAAGUAGGAUGGAGCUAUUCUGAGAAUCACUUGAGGUCACCAACUCCCAUUUACUCAUAAAGAUCAUAGGGUGCAGUUGUCCCUUUCUAAUUGGAGCAACAACACAGGAGUGUAUAGAAAUGGCCGUCAGUCCAACUGUUUAUUAGACCACAAUGAAAUGAUCUUUGUGAAACCAGCCCCAACCCCAUUGACAGGAGAUUCUUCUUCAAAAACAACAAUAUGAGACAAAAUCAAACAACUUAAGGUUGAUAUGUGAAGUAUGGUACUCUUGCACGGCAGCCUAAUUCAAACAGAUCAGGGUUUUAUAAUUUGUACACUCACACAUGGGUCAGGGACCUUUAGUAAUUUGUAACAACAACUCAAGAGACAAUGUUUUGUUGGGCAAUUCAUAUUUAAAAUGUAAUGUGUAAUGCUGGUAGUACAACUUGGCCAUGGCUUUCUCUAUGGUCCACUAACUAUUAGUUAUCACUGUACUGUGUACUUAUUCAAAUUGCCUGCACCAAAUAAUACCAGCACAAUCUGUAAAUUAAAAUAAAAAAAUAAAAAAAUAUAUAUCAUGUUUAUGCCUCUAAUGCAUGCAGCCAAUAGCAAAGAUGCCAAUAUUAAAUGUUUUUAAACAUGUAGUUAGCCACAGUCAUUAAACUGUUAUUAAUAAUGCUUUGUGAAAUAAAUCUCUGCCAUAUUUGGAAUAAUGGUAUGUUGAA
Notothenia coriiceps (black rockcod) is the source of this 2705-nucleotide messenger RNA. Its product is annotated as calpain small subunit 1. The coding region runs from base 111 to 761 and encodes 216 amino acids. The transcript is spliced from 11 exons. Gene Ontology annotation, molecular function: calcium ion binding. The record is from RefSeq and is a predicted model, not a curated record. NCBI's taxonomy places the organism in Eukaryota, Metazoa, Chordata, Actinopteri, Perciformes, Nototheniidae. Gene Ontology annotation, cellular component: calpain complex.